UGGAGUGCCGGCAUAACGCGGAGCUCGGCGGGAGAGGUGCAGGCGGGAGCUUAGCCGGGAGGAUCCAGCAGUAGAGAACUGACUGCAGCCGGCGGACCCCACAGCCCUUGCCCAGGACAGCCGCGCGCUGGGCAUCGCCGGAGGGAGCCAAGCGCAGCGCACCCGCCGGAGCCGGCCCGGAGCCCCGCGCAGUCCGCGCAGCCCAGACCCGCGCAGCCCGCCGCGCCCCCACCGCCGGUCUAGGCAGCAUGAGGCGCGCGGCGUUCUGGCUCUGGCUCUGCGCGCUGGCGCUGCGCCUUCAGCCGGCCUUCCCGGAAACUGUUGCCACAAAUGUGCCACCCGAAGAUCAGGAUAGCUCUGGGGAUGACUCUGACAACUUCUCUGGCUCAGGUGCAGGUGCUCUGCAAGAUAUCACCUUGUCACGGCCCACCCUCUCCACCUGGAAGGACCUGGGGCUCCUGACAGUCGUGCCCACAGCUCUGGAGGCCACCGGCACUGACAGCGUCGCUGUCUCCACCUCCAUCCCGCCGGCUGGAGAGGGGCCUGCGGAGGGAGAGGCGGUGUUCCUGUCAAAGGAGGAGCACGACUUCACCACCCAGGAGAAGGAUACCACCCACCCGCCCCCUGAGACCUCGCCACACCCCACCACCCACCGGGCAUCAACAGCAAGAGCCAGCACUGCCCAGGCACCUGCCACGUCUCAUUCCCACAGGGCCAUGCAGCCGGACCGCCAUGAGACCUCAGCUCCCACAAGGCCUGGCCACCUUGACCCUCGCAUUCCCAGCGUGGAGGACAGAGGUCCUUCUGCCACUGUGAAGGCUGCCGAGGACGGAGCGGCCAUCCAGUUCCCAGCAGGAGAGGGUUCUGGGGAGGAGGAUUUUACCUUUGAUGUGUCCACGGAGAGCACAGCUGAGGCUGCUGUGGAACGUGACCAGCGGAAUGAGCCCCCGGUGGAUCGCGGGGCGACUGGGGCCUCCCAGGGUCUCCUGGAGAGGAAGGAAGUGCUGGGAGGGGUCAUUGCUGGAGGCCUCGUGGGGCUCAUCUUUGCCGUGUGCCUGGUGGGCUUCAUGCUAUACCGGAUGAAGAAGAAGGAUGAGGGCAGCUACUCCUUGGAGGAGCCCAAACAAGCCAAUGGUGGGGCCUACCAGAAGCCUAGCAAACAGGAAGAGUUCUACGCCUGACGGGAGCAGUCCUUCCCCUCCCCUUGCCAUUUGCUAGGCCCCCACUUGCCUCUUCCGUGAAGAACUGCCGGCCCUGCCUCCCCUGCCACCAUGCCACCUCCCCAGCGCUCCCAGCCUCUCCACCCCACUCCCCGCGGACUUCUGGGGCACACUGGGGGCUCUCCUCUGCUUCUCUGACUUCUGCCUGGAGACUGGGGCCCGAGUGCUUUCUACAUCUGACUUUUCAUCACAGCCAGCACCUGGCAUCUCACCGUUCUGACUCAGUUUCUUCAACCUGGAACAGCCCCUCCCCGGCCCAGCUCUGGAGAGAAAAGGGACCCCACUGUGUUGGACCUGGACGGCCCUGUGGCUGGAGACGCAUGGGCUGAGGGCUGACACCUCUCGAGCACUUACUGGUAGAGACCGACGGUCUUCGGGGUGCUUACUGCUCAGUGGCAGGGAGAGGAGUUCUGGGCUCCAUCCGAAUUCACUUUGUUUUGUGGGGAGGUCUCAUUUAGAUAUCAACUUGUUUUUGCACAUGUUUCCUUUAGUUUCUUUGUUCAUAGCCCCGUAGACAUUAUUACUUUUGAGGUAAGUUAAGUAAGUUGACUUGGUUACCCCCGUCUUGGCUUCCGUAAUCUACGGUCAGGAGACAGUAUCAGGGUUAAGAAGACUUUUGUUUUUGUUUUGUUUUGUUUUUUAACUAGGAGAACCAAAUCUGGAAGCCACCAGAGGCUUAGCUUAUGUGUUGUCUCUUGAGUUUGUCACUCACGUGUGCAACAGGGUAUGGUAUGUCCGUGGUGUGGCCCCGUUGGUGGGCUGGCUGAUCCUGGCUGCCGUGGGCGGUCACUUCUUUUGAGCAGUCAUGCCUGUGUCCAUGAACUUGGGGCCACGGCCAUGGCCUGGGCUGCUGUGAUGUUGAGGAGACCUUGUGAGAAUUGCAUCCUGGCACCUCAGGCUGGGGACAGAGAGGACUGGGGUGAGAGAGGUGGCAGUGGCCCAAAGAACGGCCCACAGACCGAGCCCGUCCUUUGACACCAUCUCGGGGGACACUUUCUCCUGGAAGGUGACGAGAGGGGUCCUGGGCAUACCUGGCACUGAGUUGUUCCACGAAGGACCAGGUUCACCUUUGAUUAGCUCCUGUGGCCCCGCCCUGGGCUGGAAUCAGGAAUGUUCCAAAGAGUGAUAGUCUUUUGCUUUUGGCAAAACACUACUUAAUCCAAUGGGUUUUUCCCUGUACAGUAGAUUUUCCAAAUGUAAUAAACUUUAAUAUAAAGUAGUCAUGUGAACUCUGCUGCCUUUGCUUCUCUCUGUGCUGGUCAUGUGGAUGUGACCAGCCUUUUCUCCAAACACCAAUAUUGGGAAACUAAAAGCUCUGUGCCUUCGUCUUUCCCGUGGGGAGGGAUUCUGGGGCUAGAGUCCCUCUGCUUUGUUUGUUUUUUGUCUUUGCUGAAAUUCUUCUGGAGGUCGGUAGGUUCAGCUCAGGUUAUGUAAGGCCUGAUGUAAAUUUCUGUGUUGCCAAGCUCAAAGCACCGUCUCCUAAAUGGUUAAAGGAACUGUGACAGCCCCGAGGCCACUGGCCCCACUGAGGCAGGGGGCCAAGGCCUGCCUCUCAGACACCUUGGACAGGCCUCCUCUCACACCUUUGCUAGGACCAGAGGCCCCCAGCCCGGGCUUCUCGGAACUCCUGUACUUGCUUAUUUAAGUUGACAACGUUCCAGCUGCUGCGUUGGCUGCUCCAAGAAGGGGGGGACAUCUGUGACGCAGAGAGACGCACCGCCUAACAAAGGGAACCUGUGCCCUGUGUUCAACACUGGGACUUCCUGCCCAGAGUGUACGACUGGACAUGACUCGGGGGUGGGGCGGGGUCUGUGACCGUGCUCAUCUCUGCUGGUCCUCGGUGGCGCCGAGCCUGUGGCUGGGCCCGUUCGUGUAAUGCUAAUAAACGGUACUUGUCAUUCUA
Molecule: messenger RNA, 3123 nt
Organism: Rhinolophus ferrumequinum (greater horseshoe bat)
Lineage: Eukaryota; Metazoa; Chordata; Mammalia; Chiroptera; Rhinolophidae
Gene: SDC1
Product: syndecan 1
Exons: 6
Coding region: 249-1181 (310 amino acids)
Biological process (GO): cell migration
Cellular component (GO): membrane; cell surface
Source: RefSeq, a predicted model, not a curated record